UACCACUGUGUCCAAUCCCAAUCCCAAUCCACAAUCCCAAUUCCAAUCCCAAUCCCAUCGUCAUCGUCGUCGUGCGGCACUGAACAUGGACAAAGUUCAUUUCCGAACUCAGGUCCUAGCUCGCCAUCUCCGAGACCAAAACAUUGCCACCGCCACCGCCGCCGUAUCACGGUCGCCAUGCCUCAGCUAUGCGCCGCCGGAGGUUUCGGAGUCCGCCUUCUCAUUCGACGUGAAUUCGAUGCGGAAAUUGUUGGACGGCCACAAUUUGGAGGACAGGGACUGGCUGUUCAAUCUCCUUUUGCAGAGCAAGCUUUUCAAUCCUAAAAUGAGGGGCGGGAAAGUGUUCGUGGUGCCGGAUUAUAACCAGUCGAUGGAGCAGCAGAGGGAGAUCACCAUGAAGAGGAUUCAGUAUAUGCUGGAUCACGGGGUGUUCGAGGGUUGGCUCACCGGUAAGGGCUUUGAAGAUGAGAUGAGAAAGCUUGCCCUAUUGGAGGUUAUUCAGGUUUUCGAUCACUCCCUCGCAAUUAAAGUCGGCGUCCACUUCUUUUUAUGGGGUGGUGCCCUCCAGUUCUUUGGCACAAAACGGCAUCAUGAUAAGUGGUUGAAGGCAACUGAAAACUACCAUAUGAAAGGGUGUUUUGCAAUGACAGAGUUGGGUCAUGGAAGUAACGUUAGAGGUAUUGAAACAGUGACUACUUAUGAUUCGAAGACAGGAGAGUUUGUGAUCAACACUCCUUGUGAAUCAGCUCAGAAGUACUGGAUCGGAGGUUCAGCUAAUCAUGCCACACAUACGGUGGUCUUUUCACAGCUUGAAAUUGAUGGAAAGAACGAAGGUGUCCAUGCUUUUAUCACCCAGAUAAGGGAUGGGGAUGGAAAUAUCUGUCCCAAUGUUCGAGUCGCAGAUUGUGGUCAUAAAAUUGGUCUAAAUGGUGUAGACAACGGUCGAAUUUGGUUUGACAAUGUCCGGAUACCUCGUGAGAAUUUGUUGAACUCAGUUGCUGAUGUUUCUCCUGAUGGAAAAUAUCUCAGCGCAAUAAAGAACCCGGAUCAGCGAUUUGCAGCAUUUAUGGCUCCUUUGACAUCUGGGCGUAUCACCAUUGCUGUUAGCGCUGUUUACUCAGCCAAGAUUGGCUUAGCUAUUGCCAUACGAUAUUCUUUGACAAGGAGAGCAUUUUCGAUUGCACCAAAUAGCCCUGAAGUUCUUUUGCUUGAUUACCCGAGCCAUCAGCGCCGCCUUUUUUCUCUUCUUGCAAAGACUUAUGCUAUGAGCUUUGCUGCAAACUAUCUGAAACUGCUGUACGUUAGAAGGACACCGCAGUUAAUCAAAACAAUACAUGUGGUUUCGAGCGCCUUCAAGGCCAUUCUUACAUGGCAUAACAUGCAAACUCUUCAGGAAUGCCGUGAGGCCUGCGGAGGGCAAGGAUUAAAGACCGAAAAUCGUAUUGGUCAGCUAAAGGCUGAAUUCGAUGUGCAAUCCACAUUUGAGGGAGACAACAAUGUUCUCAUGCAACAGGUUAGCAAAGCCCUGUUCGGAGAGUAUUUGGCGGCAAAAAGGACCAACAAGCCAUUUAAAGAAUUGGGACUCGAACACAUGAAUACCCGGAUCCCCACAAUUCCCACACAGCUUUCGGGUUCCACUGCCCGCAGUGCGGAGUUUCAGAACAAUAUCUUCUGCCUGCGAGAAAGAGAUCUCUUAACUCGCUUUGCAGCUCAAGUCGCGGCACUCCAAGCUCAGGGAGAAACCAAAGAGUCUGCCUUUACCAAGAGUUAUCAGCUCGCGGAAGAUUUAAGCCGGGCAUUUGCUGAUCGUGCAAUUUUCCAGUCUUUCGUGGAAGCAGAAAAUCGAGUAGCAGAUGCUUCCUUAAAGGAUGUGUUGAGCCUGGUGAGAUCAAUGUAUGGUUUGGUUAUAAUGGACGAAGAUGCUGCAUUUCUUCGAUAUGGUUACUUAACAACGGAAAAUGCUGCAACGGUGAGGAAGGAAGUCGCUAACCUGUGCAGUGAACUUAGGCCUCAUGCACUUGCCUUGGUCAGUUCCUUGGGCAUUCCCGAUGCUUUUCUGAGCCCUAUUGCUUUCGAUUGGAUCGCGGCAAACACUUGGUCUGAUUGAUGGCCAAAUAUAGUCUCUCUAUCCUUGAACAAUAAUUCGAUCCUUUUGGACUGCAUUGUUACCACAUUGUAAUAAUCCUGCUAUAUACAUGUCUGCGUAUGUAGUAUGGGGCCUUAAAAGAAAUAAACCUGCAGAUUAUGAUUGUUUUCAA
This is a messenger RNA of Andrographis paniculata, 2258 nucleotides long. RefSeq names its product acyl-coenzyme A oxidase 3, peroxisomal-like. NCBI's taxonomy places the organism in Eukaryota, Viridiplantae, Streptophyta, Magnoliopsida, Lamiales, Acanthaceae. The transcript is spliced from 13 exons. Gene Ontology annotation, molecular function: fatty acid binding; acyl-CoA oxidase activity; FAD binding. Gene Ontology annotation, biological process: lipid homeostasis; fatty acid beta-oxidation using acyl-CoA oxidase. The record is from RefSeq and is a predicted model, not a curated record. Gene Ontology annotation, cellular component: peroxisome. Bases 86 to 2107 code for a protein of 673 amino acids.